GCCGAGGGAGUCCUUCUUCUCCUGACCAGGGAAGUCAGUGACGUUAACGAAGAAGAUCCUGGGCUGGCGAAUUGAUCGCGGCAAUCUGGCGGGGUCGGCGAGUUGGCUGUCGAUCGACAGCCGAGUUCUGAGCCAAAGCGGGAAAUUCUUUGGUUGAAGUGGCCGCACGCUGUUGAUGAGCGUGGGCUCGAGCGGCAAGGCAUCACUGCCUUUGCGGUUCUGUCUCCCACCCAGUCGAAGUCCAAAUGGCAUGGCCUGCGCUUGCAUCACCGUCAAUGUUCGAGGGAUUGACUUGUAUCGCAUCAUCGAUCCAGAAUACAGAGAAUCUUUCGUAUCGCUCUCCAGACUGUUUGCAAGCGCCGGCCUGACCGUGCUCGACGGUCUGGCACGCUUCCGUCAAGUCAGAUCGCCGGCUUAUGAGGUCACGCUGAGCGGAUUGGCUCCCUUUGAUGACAUAUGGCUGCCCCUUGCCAAAGCUCGACCGAUUGCGCAAGCACUGGAGCUUCAACACGCUCUGGCCGGCUUCCUCGAUCCCCAGUCGGGUCGAGCCUAUUCUGUCUAUGAUGACGAAGAGCAGGGACUUGUCCACAAUUGGAUUGUCGAUGCAGAGACGCUUGCGCCGGAGCAAUACAGCACAGAGGCACUAUUGAGCGCGGCUUUUCACCGGAUUGUGCUGCUGGGUGAGGCGCCGUCGAUCAGGACGCAAUACAAGCCCGCUCUCUUGCGUCUGCCUUCGACGAAUCCAAAUUUCCUCGGCAAGUGGGAUCAGGCCUGGAUAUCGUUGACGAAUUGGACACUCGCGCUCUACGAAUCAAAUAUGGACGAUCAAGCUUCGGACCGUGCGGGCGCUACUCUAGGGAAGAGCACGAAGCGUCUUGACUUCAAUGGCCACGGCAAGCUUGCCAGGCCUGCCGUUGAUCUAAAUGCCCAUCUUCAAUUUUCCCUCAUUGGCGCACUGCUGACCGCAAGCGAUACAUUUCCCGACGAUCAGAUCUCGCAAGACGGUCUUAUCGUCCGCUUGGCUCCAGAGGAUCCUGCUUUGGCGAUCGACAAGUCUGAAGUUGAUGGUAAACCCCAGACCUUAUCGCUCGCCACACUAGGCGCGCUCGGUCAUUUUGCCCUCAGGGAAUGGCGAGCCUCUCUGCGGCAAACGAAGGUUCUGCCAAACAUGCAUCUACCUUCGGGUGCAGCGCGCGAGCCAAGCUCGCCAAAGCCUGCUUCGCCAAAGCCAAAGUCGACAAGCAGCCCUUCUGUGGUGGCACCACCCUCGCCAUCUAGCAGCAUUCAUCUGGACGCAAUUCAGAUUCGCUUGCAAAGGCUCGAGAACCGUGACGAGGGUCAGCAGCUCCGGCUGGCGCGUGCUGCGGAGACAGAGACGCUCACACUUAGUCUACGCGAAGAAGUUGCUCGUCUCGAGGCCGUUGUCGCUGCCUUGCGCGAUGCACAGAAGCUCAUGCCGCCUUUGCCGCCUGCUCGGCCCGAGUAUAGAGAUGCAAGCACAUCCACGGCCGUCGUCAACUCGGGCGCUGCUCUGCAGAAUUUGUCUACUGACAUAGCUCGGGCGUCAACUGAUCAGAACGACAACUCGACGCAGAUUGUGUCUCUUGCAGCCACCUCGCAUCUACGUCGCUUGACCCUCAACAUAGCAAUCUUGUUAGUCUCUGCCGUCGCCUAUAAGCUGGCAGUGAGACACGUUACGGGCUCGCUCGACGCGCAAUAUCAGAUGAUUCUGCAUAACACGUUCGUAGUCAUCGGCUUCUUCACUCUGUAUCUACUAUCACACUAGACAUAUUGUCGUUGCAACAUCCACAUGCAUGCUAGAUACUCAUUUCCUGCCAAAC
This is a messenger RNA of Mixia osmundae IAM 14324, 1841 nucleotides long. RefSeq lists its product as uncharacterized. Lineage: Eukaryota; Fungi; Basidiomycota; Mixiomycetes; Mixiales; Mixiaceae. The transcript has 3 exons. Bases 251 to 1786 code for a protein of 511 amino acids. The record is from RefSeq and is a predicted model, not a curated record.